AAUCUGCCGGGUGAAAGAAUAACAACAACAAAUAUUUCAUAUCUUUCAAAAGCGUGCUUUAUGAAAACAAAAACGAAUUUCAUAAAAUAAUACACACAAUUUAUUAUAGAAUUGCAAUUACAAAAGCUUGUUACAUUCUCUAUCAGCAGUUUUAUUAACCAAAACCAUAAGCAAGUAUGGCCGGCGUGUUAUUUGAGGAUAUUUUCAAUGUGAAAGACAUGGACCCGGAGGGCAAGAAAUUCGAUCGUGUGUCGCGACUGCAUUGUGAAUCUGAGUCCUUCAAAAUGGAUUUAAUACUAGAUAUCAACUCUUGGCUCUAUCCCAUGGAAUUGGGAGACAAAUUUCGCUUGGUGCUGGCUACAACACUGCGUGAGGACGGCUGCCCUGACAGCGGUGAAUUCAACCCACUGGAACAGGAGGGUACACGUGCAGAUAGUUUCGAGUAUGUUAUGUUCGGCAAGGUGUAUCGUAUAGAGGGUGAUGAGGCGCAUAAUGAGGCAUCGUCCCGCCUGUCAGCGUACGUAUCCUUUGGUGGAUUGCUAAUGCGCUUACAAGGUGAUGCCAACAAUUUGCACGGCUUUGAGGUGGACCAACAGAUGUACUUGCUGAUGAAAAAGUUGGCAUUCUGAUAUCGCGAGUGUAGUUGGACGAAAUUUUAUACUUGUGUGUAUUUAUAAAGUAGUUUUAAAUAAUAAACCGUAAUACUAUACAAAUAAAUGAAAA
This is a messenger RNA of Zeugodacus cucurbitae (melon fly), 723 nucleotides long. It is a transcript of the gene Rpb8, whose product is annotated as DNA-directed RNA polymerases I, II, and III subunit RPABC3. Gene Ontology annotation, cellular component: RNA polymerase II, core complex; RNA polymerase III complex; RNA polymerase I complex. The record is from RefSeq and is a predicted model, not a curated record. The transcript has a single exon. Gene Ontology annotation, molecular function: DNA-directed RNA polymerase activity. The coding region runs from base 177 to 629 and encodes 150 amino acids. Gene Ontology annotation, biological process: DNA-templated transcription. NCBI's taxonomy places the organism in Eukaryota, Metazoa, Arthropoda, Insecta, Diptera, Tephritidae.